AACACGAGCCUAAUAUUUCCGUGUCAAAAAUUCUUCGCAGGUUGGCUCACCACACGACUUCUCGGAUCGAUCCAAAACCAGAGGAUGAUUUGUCACAUCUAAAACAAUAGUAUAUAUAGGAAACAAAUAAAAAAAUAAAAAAAUGAUGGUUGUUCCGCAGCGACCCGUCGCUAAAUCCAACACUUCAGCGCGCAAUCAGCAAGGGAGGCUCUUCAGCGUUGCGUUGAUCGGCAGAGCUGCAGGAAGGCAGAUGAUGUCUCCUUACGUGCUCGCCGCUGCCGGCGUGCUUAUCAUCAUCGUCUUCCUCUGCGUCGUCAAGAACCGCCGGAGCGGCAAGCCGCUCCCGCCGUCGCCCCCGUCGUCGCUGCCGCUGAUCGGCCACCUCCACCUCAUCGGCUCCAUCACGCACCGCUCCCUGCACGGGCUGUACCUCCGCUACGGCGGCGGCGGCGGCCUCCUCCUCCUGCAGCUCGGGCGCCGGCGGACGCUGGUGGUGUCCACGGCCGCGGCCGCUGCGGACCUGUUCAGGAACCACGACCUCGCCUUCGCCUCCCGCCCACGCAGCGUGGCGGCGGACAGGCUGAUGUACGGCUGCAGGAACGUGUCGUUCGCGCCGUACGGCGAGGACUGGCGCCGGGGCAAGAAGGCCGCCGUCGUCCACCUCCUCUCCCCGCGCCGCGUGGCGUCGUUCGCGCCCGUGCGCGCAGCCGAGGCGGCCGCGCUCGUCGCGCGGGCCCGACGCGCCGCCGAGGCCCGGGAGGCCGUGGAGCUGAGGGAGCUCCUGUACGGCUACACCAACGCGGUGGUCACCCGAGCGGCGACCGGCGCCGCGGGGGCGACGGUGGAGAGGCUGAAGCAGCUGAUUGGGAGCACCGCGCCGCUGGUGGCGGGCCUCCAGCCGGAGGACGUGCUGCCGGACGCGCCGGCGAGGUUCGUGAGGUGGGCGACGGGCCUGGACAAGAUGCUCGACGACAGGGCCGAGGCCUGGGAUAGGUUCCUGUCCGAGAUACUGGCCGCGCACCAGGAGAAGGGUGCCGGCAGUGCCGGGGAGGAGGAGGAGGAUGAGGACUUCUUGGACGUCCUGCUUCGGCUGAGGCGGGAAGGCGCCGACGGGCUCGAGUUCACAGAUGAUCGCAUCAAAGCCAUGGUCAAGGACAUGAUCGCCGCCGGGACUGGAAUAUCAUCGGAAACGCUGCAAUGGACCAUGGCAGAGCUCGUCGCCAACCCGCGGGUGAUGGCCAAGCUCCAAGACGAGAUCGCGCGGGCCGCCGCCGCCGCCGCCGAUGAGGCUGCCAUCACGGAAGCGGACCUGAGCAAGAUGGAACUAGAACAGGAGGCGCGGCAAUGCCGCGCCAGCUAAGUUGGGCCAGUGUUCAAUAUUUGUAAGGCCAGUGUUUCUUGAAGAGUGUUAAAUAAUUGUAAGACCACUGUUUUUUGAAGAAAUAGUAGUCUAACAGUAUAGCUGA
Molecule: messenger RNA, 1466 nt
Organism: Panicum virgatum (switchgrass)
Lineage: Eukaryota; Viridiplantae; Streptophyta; Magnoliopsida; Poales; Poaceae
Product: cytochrome P450 71A3-like
Exons: 2
Coding region: 143-1360 (405 amino acids)
Molecular function (GO): oxidoreductase activity, acting on paired donors, with incorporation or reduction of molecular oxygen; heme binding; monooxygenase activity
Source: RefSeq, a predicted model, not a curated record